CUGGGUGCCAGUCUUCAAAGGAGCAAAAGCCAGUCCUUUGUGAUUGUCCCCUCCCUGAACGUGCUGACGCUCGUUUUUACGCUCUAUGUAACCACGGUGAGGUCGCUAAAAAAGUUCCACACUGCUAAGCGGUAUGGACCCAGUGUUCAGUUUUCGACAGACAACAUUUCGAUGCAUUUAACACUUUCUUUUUUUUGCAAAUAACAUAAUAAUUUGUCUUCGUUUUAAUGUAGUAAUUUGUCAAUGAUUUUUUUUGCUCGUGUAUCUCAUUAGCAUAUAGCCAGCGUGUUUCACGUGGGCAACAAUUGAGGAACUGAAGCAUCGAUCAGACCUAAAAGCUGAUUAUUGCUUCCCAUAAUCGAAUCGAAAAUUGUGUUGAUUCUGUACAAUUACAGUAUUGACAAUUUGUAUUUUAAAGAAUGGCAACCCUGAUUUUAGAAGAUGGGACCACCUUCAAGGGCCGCCUUUUCGGGGCAAACGCGUCGGUAUCUGGUGAAGUUGUGUUCCAGACAGGCAUGGUGGGCUACCCAGAGGCCCUGACUGACCCGUCCUACAGGUGUCAGAUUCUCACCCUCACCUACCCUCUGCAGGGCAACUAUGGCAUACCCAAGGAUGAGAAGGGUGACUUUGGACUCAGCAAGUGGUUUGAGUCUUCUAAGAUCCACGCUGCAGCCCUCAUCGUAGGAGAGAUCUCCCAGAACCCCAGCCACUGGAGCUCAUCCAUGUCUCUGGACCAGUGGCUCAAAGAGCAGGGCAUCCCUGGCCUAGAGGGAGUUGAUACCCGUAGUCUGACCAAGAAGAUCCGUGAGAAGGGAACCAUGCUGGGGAAGCUGGUUGUGGACGGAACGCCGGAGGCCAACGUUCCAUUUGACAACCCUGACCAGAGGAACCUGGUCAAGGAGGUGUCCAUGAAGGAGCCCCUGGUGUUCAACCCCAGUGGUACUAUCAGGAUCACAGCAGUAGACUGUGGCAUUAAGUACAACCAGAUCCGAUGCUUGUGUCAGAGAGGGGCCUGUGUCACCGUGGUGCCCUGGGAUUACCCACUAGACAGCACAGAUUUUGAUGGGCUGUUUAUAAGCAACGGCCCUGGGGACCCCCAGUUCUGUAAGGAGACCAUAAACAACGUGAGGAAGGUGGUGUGUGUGGACAACCCCAAGCCUGUGUUUGGUAUCUGCCUGGGCCACCAGCUUCUCUCCCUCGUCAUCGGCGCAAAAACCUACAAAAUGAAGUAUGGGAAUCGUGGCCAUAACCAGCCCUGCAUCCACAAGGGCACAGAUCGCUGUUUCAUCACCUCUCAGAACCAUGGCUUUGCUGUGGACCCUCUCACCCUGCCUCAGGGCUGGGAUGUACUCUUCACCAAUGCCAAUGACCAGACCAGUGAGGGCAUUGUGCACAACACCAAACACCUAUUCAGUGUCCAGUUCCACCCAGAGCACAUGGCAGGCCCCACUGACCUGGUCAGUCUGUUUGAUGUGUUUCUGGACACAGUCAGAGACUACAAGGAGGGCAAGAGUGGCAAACCAGUGAAGCAGAGACUGACGGAGCACCUGACCUACCCUGGUUCUCCCAAGCCGGAGGAGUUUGUUCGGCCACGCAAGGUCCUGAUCCUGGGCUCUGGAGGCCUCUCCAUCGGACAGGCUGGGGAGUUUGACUACUCUGGCUCUCAGGCCAUAAAAGCAUUGAAGGAGGAGAACAUUCAGACUGUGCUCAUUAACCCCAACAUUGCCACGGUUCAGACCUCCAAGGGACUGGCUGACAAGGUCUACUUCCUGCCUCUCACCCCAGAGUACGUCACUGAGGUGAUAAAGAAUGAGCGUCCAGAUGGGGUCCUUCUGACCUUCGGGGGGCAGACUGCUCUGAAUUGCGGGGUGGAGCUGACCAAGAGGGGGGUCCUGGAGAAGUAUGCGGUGCGUGUGCUGGGGACGCCAGUGGCCUCCAUCGAGAUGACUGAGGACAGAAAGAUCUUUGUGGAGAAGAUGGAGGAGAUCAAUGAACAUGUGGCGCCCAGCGAGGCUGCUCUGUCUGUGGAGCAGGCGGUGGCGGCUGCAGAGCGUCUUGGCUACCCUGUCCUGGUGCGCUCUGCCUUUGCCUUGGGCGGACUGGGCUCUGGCUUUGCCAAUAACAGUGAGGAGUUGACCUCUCUGGUGAUCUCUGCCUUCGCCCACACCUCCCAGGUCCUAGUGGACAAGUCCCUGAAGGGCUGGAAGGAAAUUGAGUAUGAAGUGGUCAGAGACGCCUACGACAACUGUAUCACCGUAUGUAACAUGGAGAACAUUGACCCUCUGGGUAUCCACACUGGGGAGUCCAUCGUGGUGGCGCCCAGUCAGACUCUCAACGACUAUGAGUACAACAUGUUGAGGGACACCGCCAUCAAGGUCAUCAGACACCUGGGCAUCGUGGGAGAGUGUAACAUCCAGUACGCCCUCAACCCUGAGUCUGAACAGUACUACAUCAUUGAAGUGAAUGCCCGUCUGUCUCGGAGCUCAGCUCUGGCCAGUAAAGCUACAGGAUAUCCCCUGGCCUACGUGGCUGCCAAGUUGGGUCUGGGCAUCCCUCUACCUGUCCUCAAGAACUCUGUGACCAACCAGACCACGGCUAACUUUGAGCCCAGUCUGGACUACUGUGUGGUGAAGGUCCCUCGCUGGGAUCUCAGCAAGUUCCUCCGUGUCAGCACCAAGAUAGGCAGCUCCAUGAAGAGCGUGGGUGAGGUGAUGGCCAUUGGCCGCAGCUUUGAGGAGGCCUUCCAGAAGGCUCUGCGGAUGGUGGAUGAGAAUUGUGUGGGAUUUGACCACACCAUCAAACCAGUGUCUGACGAGGAGCUGCAGACCCCGACAGACAAGCGUAUCUUUGUGCUGGCAGCUGCUCUGAGGGCAGGCUACACAGUGGACCGCCUGUACGACCUGACCAAGAUCGACCGCUGGUUCCUCCACAAGAUGAAGAACAUCGCGGACCAUGAGAAGGUGCUGGAGUCGUACAACCAGGACGAGAGCGCCAUGCCUCUGGGGGUGAUGAGGAAAGCCAAGCAGCUGGGCUUCUCAGACAAACAGAUCGCCCUGGCUGUGCAGAGCACGGAGCUGGCGGUGAGGAAGCUGCGACGUGAUUGGAGCAUCUUGCCGGUGGUGAAGCAGAUCGACACUGUGGCAGCAGAGUGGCCAGCCCACACCAACUACCUGUACCUGACCUAUAACGGUACAGAGAGUGACCUGGGCUUCAGCGAACCCCACGUAAUGGUGAUCGGCUCCGGAGUGUACCGCAUUGGCAGCAGUGUGGAGUUUGACUGGUGUGCUGUGGGCUGCAUCAUGGAACUCAGGAAGAUGGGCUAUAAAACCAUCAUGGUGAACUAUAACCCAGAGACUGUCAGCACAGACUACGACAUGUGCGACCGCCUCUACUUCGAUGAGAUCUCCUUUGAGGUUGUGAUGGACAUCUAUGAGAUGGAGAACCCAGAGGGAGUGAUCCUGUCCAUGGGGGGCCAGCUGCCCAACAACAUCGCCAUGUCCCUCCACAGGCAGCAGUGUCGCAUCCUGGGCACCUCCCCGGAGUUCAUCGACUCUGCUGAGAACAGGUUCAAGUUCUCCCGCAUGCUGGACACCAUCGGCAUCAGCCAGCCCCUGUGGAAGGAACUCACAGAGAUUGAGUCGGCUAUGAAGUUCUGUGAGACCGUGGGCUACCCGUGUCUGGUGCGUCCCUCCUACGUGCUGAGUGGAGCGGCCAUGAAUGUGGCGUACACAGACAGCGACCUGGAGAAGUACCUGAGCAGCGCUGUAGCCGUGUCCAAGGAAUACCCCGUGGUCAUCUCUAAGUUCAUCCAGGAGGCCAAGGAGAUAGACGUGGAUGCGGUGGCGUGUGACGGUGUGGUGAUGGCCAUCGCCGUGUCAGAGCACGUGGAGAACGCCGGGGUGCACUCUGGGGACGCCACCCUGGUCACGCCCGCCCAGGACAUCAACCAGAAGACCAUGGAGCGCAUCAAGAUGAUCGUCCACGCCAUCGGUCAGGAGCUGCAGGUCACCGGGCCCUUCAACCUGCAACUCAUCGCUAAGGAUGACCAGUUGAAGGUGAUCGAGUGCAACGUCCGAGUCUCGCGCUCUUUCCCGUUCGUCUCGAAGACGCUGGGAGUGGAUCUGGUCUCCCUGGCAACACGUGUCAUCAUGGGAGAGGAGGUGGAGCCUGUGGGCCUGAUGAAAGGAGUGGGCAUCGUGGGCGUCAAGGUCCCCCAGUUCUCGUUCUCUCGUCUGGCCGGGGCUGAUGUGGUUCUGGGGGUAGAGAUGACCAGCACUGGGGAGGUGGCCUGCUUUGGAGAGAACAGAUACGAGGCCUAUCUGAAGGCCAUGCUCAGCACAGGCUUCAAGAUCCCCAAGAAGAACAUUCUGCUUUCCAUCGGCAGUUAUAAGAACAAGAGUGAGCUGCUGCCUACUGUUCAGGCUCUGGAGAGUCUGGGCUAUGACCUGUAUGCCAGCCUAGGGACCGCUGACUUCUACACUGAGCAUGGAGUCAAGGUGAUAGCAGUGGACUGGCCGUUUGAGGAGGAGGAGAGCGACUGCCCCAACAAGGACAAGCAGAGGAACAUCUUGGAAUACCUGGAGGACCACCACUUUGACAUGGUCAUCAACCUCUCCAUGAGGAACUCUGGAGGCCGACGCCUCUCCUCCUUCGUCACCAAGGGUUACCGCACCCGCCGCAUGGCCAUCGACUACUCAGUCCCCCUCAUCAUUGACAUCAAGUGCACCAAGCUCUUUUUCCAGGCGUUGCGUCUGGUUGGAGGCUUUCCGCCCGUCAAGACUCACGUGGACUGUAUGACGUCACAGAAGUUGAUUCGCCUGCCUGGUCUGAUAGAUGUGCACGUCCACCUUCGGGAGCCGGGUGCCACUCACAAGGAAGACUUCUCCUCAGGCACAGCGGCUGCCCUGGCAGGGGGCAUCACCAUGGUGUGUGCCAUGCCCAACACGGCACCCGCCAUCAUCGACCCCAGCUCCCUCACCAUGGUCCAGAAGCUUGCCAAGGCAGGGUGUCGCUGUGACUAUGCCCUCUACGUCGGGGCGGCUUCAGACAACGCUGCCAUCUUGUCCUCCAUUGCCAACUCCGUCGCUGGGCUGAAGAUGUAUCUGAACGACACCUACUCCACUCUGAAGAUGGACAACGUCUCACUUUGGAUGGAGCACUUUGAGAAGUGGCCCAAGCACCUACCAAUCGUGGCUCACGCAGAGAAGCAGACAGUGGCAGCCAUCUUGAUGGUGGCCCAGCUGUACCAGAGAGCUGUUCAUAUCUGCCACGUGGCCAAGAAGGAGGAGAUCCUGAUCAUCCGCGCAGCCAAGCAGAAAGGCAUCCAGGUGACGUGUGAAGUGGCGCCCCACCACCUCUUCCUGUGUGAGGAGGACGUGGCGCACAUCGGUGACGCCCGGGCACAGGUACGCCCCAUGCUGGGAACCCGGGAGGACAUGGAGGCCCUCUGGGAACAUUUGGACAUCAUUGACUGCUUCGCAACCGACCACGCCCCCCAUUCAGUGGAGGAGAAGAACUCAGAGAAGCCCCCCCCAGGCUACCCCGGCCUGGAGACCAUGCUGCCCCUCCUCCUCACCGCCGUCAGCGACGGGCGCCUCACCAUCGACGAUAUUAUCAAGCGCCUGUACGACAACCCCCGCAAGAUCUUCUCCCUGCCCACACAGGACAACACCUAUGUAGAGGUAGACCUGGAGCAGGAGUGGGUCAUCCCCAAACACAUGCAGUUCACAAAGUCCAAGUGGACGCCCUUCGAAGGCAUGAAGGUGAAGGGCAAGGUCCGCAGAGUGGUGCUCAGAGGAGAGUUGGCCUACAUCGACGGACAGGUGCUAGUCCCUCCUGGCUAUGGGGAGGAUGUGAAGACUUGGCCUGCACCCAUCCCCAUCCAGCCCCCUGAACCUGUGAAAGAAGUCCCACAGACCCCAGAGCACCCCCGGCUGAUCCCGCCGUGUGAGGGCAUCCGUACCCGCGCCCCGAGCCCUCGCCGCUCUGCUGGGGAUGGCCGCUACAUGCUCCCGCCCCGUGUCCACAGGUCCUCCGACCCAGGCGUGCCUCCAGGUUUUAGGACAAUACACACAAAAUGGCGCUUGGAUUUCGUUGCUGAAGAUUCAAGGGGAAGAGCAUUUGAAGAAGGUUUAAGAGAAGAGAUGGCCCAUUCAGCUGGGGACGGCUACAGCCAUCCCCCUCCACUGGCCAGGAUCCUGUCCCCCUGGGCUGAGGCAGGGUUGGGGGUAGUGGCAGGUCAGCCCCAGACCCUGACCCACCUCCAGACCUCCCCCCUACUGCACCCCCUAGUGGGACAACACGUCCUCUCUGUCAGGCAGUUCAGCAAGGAACAGAUCUCUCACUUGUUUAACGUGGCCCAUACUCUUCGCCUGAUGGUUCAGAAAGAGAGAAGCCUAGACAUCCUGAAGGGUAAGGUGAUGGCGUCCAUGUUCUACGAGGUCAGCACGCGCACCAGCAGCUCGUUUGCGGCGGCCAUGCAGCGUCUGGGCGGCUCUGUGGUCCAUUUCUGCGAGGCCACCUCCUCGUCGCAGAAGGGCGAGUCUCUGGCCGACUCGGUCCAGACCAUGAGCUGCUAUGCUGACGUCCUGGUGCUGCGACACCCCAUGCCAGGGGCCGUAGAGUCUGCAGCGAGGCAUUGCCGGAAGCCAGUGAUCAACGCUGGGGAUGGGGUCGGGGAGCACCCCACUCAGGCCCUGCUGGAUGUGUUCACCAUCAGAGAGGAGCUGGGCACGGUCAACGGCAUGACGAUCACUAUGGUAGGGGACCUGAAGCACGGCCGCACAGUGCAUUCCCUGGCCAGGCUGCUCACCCAGUACAGAAUCACACUGCGCUACGUCGCCCCAAAGAACCUGCACAUGCCCUCCGAGAUCAUCGACUUUGUGGCCUCCAAAGGCAUCAAGCAGGAAGAGUUUGAGAGCAUCGAGGAGGCACUGCCUGACACUGACGUGCUCUACAUUACCAGGAUCCAGAAGGAGAGGUUCGCCUCAGAGGAAGAGUACAAAGCGUGCUUCGGUCAGUUUAUCCUCACCCCACACAUCAUGACUGGAGCCAAGAGGAAGAUGGUGGUGAUGCAUCCUCUACCGAGAGUCAAUGAGAUCAGUGCGGAGGUGGACACUGAUCCUCGUGCUGCCUACUUCCGACAGGCUGAGAACGGCAUGUACAUCCGCAUGGCCCUCCUGGCCACAGUGAUGGGUAGAUGAGGUGUAUAUAGUGGACACGCCACUGUUUGGACCGCAAAACCAACAGGGACCAAUUUGCGGAAUCGAUAAGAGUGAGGUGGAGCCACUAGUGCUCACAAUAAUCAAACUGCUCCAACAGACUCUACACAGUCACGUUUGGUGUGUACUCCUCUUGAACCCUGGUAUUUCUCCACCUCUCCCAGAAUGAAUUCGUAUUAUCAGUUAACAACAAUUACUGUUUUGACUGUUACAUGUAUUGUUUCAUCACUCUGAAUACAAUUUUUGGGAAAGAUGUUUCAUAGAACCGAUAUCGAUAUGUAGUUCAUAGAAUACUUUAUUUCUGUAUCUCUGUUGACUGGAGUCAUCUGUGGUGUUUAUUGUAUGGGGAAAGGAAUACAUGCUGCUCAUCAGAAGGUGGAACCAUUGCAGAACAUCAUUUUUAUGCAAGGGAAUUGUUAAGCUGAUUGUUUGACUAUUUAGGUGCUUUAUAAAUAAUAUAAAAUGUCAA
Molecule: messenger RNA, 7689 nt
Organism: Coregonus clupeaformis (lake whitefish)
Lineage: Eukaryota; Metazoa; Chordata; Actinopteri; Salmoniformes; Salmonidae
Product: CAD protein-like
Exons: 44
Coding region: 420-7202 (2260 amino acids)
Biological process (GO): UTP biosynthetic process; L-glutamine metabolic process; 'de novo' pyrimidine nucleobase biosynthetic process
Cellular component (GO): cytoplasm; cytosol
Molecular function (GO): ATP binding; amino acid binding; carbamoyl-phosphate synthase (glutamine-hydrolyzing) activity
Source: RefSeq, a predicted model, not a curated record